AUGCCGCGGCAACCUCACCGCCGCUCAUCCGGCCCACCCGCCACCCCGCCUCGCAACCCCGCCUCGCACAAACACCGCGAGCCAAAGAUGGCCGUCCUCGCCGCCGCCAACCGCCUCCGCGACCAGGCCAACACCCCGGGACGCAACGUCUCGGGCACCCUCGGCCAGGCCCCGCUCGUCGUAGAGAGCCAGCGCUACGAGGAGUGGAUGAAGAUCGCGACCGACAACAAAAUCACGUCGACCAACACCUGGAACCUCGCCCUCAUCGACUACUUCCACGACAUGAGCCUCCUCCGCGACGGCGCCGACAACUCGAUCAACUUCCAGAAGGCGAGCUGCACCCUCGACGGCUGCGUCAAGAUCUGGACUUCCCGCGUCGACUCGGUCGCGACAGAGACGGGCAAGCUCCUCAGCGGCCUCGGCGACGACGCUCCUGGCGGCGGCGACGACAACGAGGACGGCGACGGCGACGAGGACGACGAGCGCCAGGAGAAGCGUGCCCGCAAGCGGGCCGCUCGCCAAGCCGCAACGCUCGCCGACGACUUCAGCAAGCUGCGCGUCAAGUCGUUCGACCUCGAGUUCACGGUCGACCCGCUGUUCAAGAAGACGUCGGCCGACUUUGACGAGGGCGGCGCCGGCGGCAUCCUCAUGAACCACCUCGCGUGCGACGGCACCAUGAAGGUCGUCUUUGACGCCGGCGACGCCAAGCUCGAGUGCGACGAGGAGGACGCCCUCGAAGAGCUCGACGAGGAGGACAAGGCGCGCCAACGUGCCCAGGACGAGGAGGACCGUGCCGAGAUCGACAUCUCCAAGCUCCAAGCUCGCUGCCUACCGAACGGCACCGACCCGCUGUCGCACAUGUCGCUCUGCCCCUCGCUGUCAGCCUUCCGCUUCUCGGCCGACGCCCAGCUCGACCUCGGCCUCCUCAACCUUCACGACGACUCGGACGGCGACGACCGCCGCUACGGCGCCGCAGCGGCGGGCCCGGACGCGCCCGUCGACGACGGCGACUUUGGCGGGUUCGACGCGGGCAUGCAGGACUUUGGCGGCGGGUUCGACGACGACAGCGAGGGCGGAGGAGGUGGUGGCGGCGGCGGCGCAGACGAUGCGGGCGAGGUCGACUUCUUCGCCGACCAGUUCGCGCCCGUCGCGUCCGGGUCCGGGGCGGGCGCCGGCGGCGCAGGAGGAGGAGGAGGCGGGUUCGGGUUCGGCGCCGUCGAGGCGUUCGACCCGCGACGGGCGGCCGACGAGCGCGACCUCGUCAUGGCCAUGGACGCCGGCGGCGGCGACGACGGCCUCCUGUUCGAGCACUUUGACGCCAAGCUCGGCAGGAACUGGGCCGGCCCCGAACACUGGAAGAUGAGGAGGGGCGUGGCGGCGGGCAAGCAGGCCGACGACGGCGCGGCGCCCGCACCUCGCGUCAAGAAGGACAAGGUCGCCUUCUCGCUCGACUUCUCGGGCGAGCCUCCCGUCCCGAUCAAGGAGCUCUUUGCCGCCGCCGCGCCCAAGUCGUCCAUCACGACCGCCGCGACCAAGGCGACGACGGCGGCCGGUCGGGCGCGCAAGUCGAGCCCGACGAGCGCCGACGACGACUUUACCCUCCCCGACGACUUUCACUUCAACAGCCAGAACCUCCUGCGUCUGUUCCUGAAGCCCAAGACGACGCUCAAGAUGCGCCGCCGUGGCGGCGUCCAGCCCCAGCUCGGCCUCGACGGCGCCGAGGGCGACGUCCAGUUCUGGGCGCAGGCGGGUGCGGGUGGGGCGGGAGGGCCGGGCGGCGAGGACGGGUACGGGGGAGGGAUGGACACGAUCGACUUUCCGGGCGACUUUGGCGGCGGCGGCGGCGACGACGACGGCGACGACUUCCCUCCUCCGUUCGACACUCAGUGGCUCGCCGAGGACACGCCCGACGCGCACGGCGCCAACGGCUCUGGGCCCGGCGGCGCCGACGACGACGAGGAGAUGGACGACCUGCACGCGGCGACGCAGGGCCAGCUGCGGCGCGUCCGGCCCGAGAUGGUCAGCUACGCCAAGCGCGCAAAGCGGGUCGACGUCAAGAAGCUCAAGGACUCGAUCUGGAGGGAACUCGAGGAGGUCGUCAUCCCCGUCAAGCAGUUCCCCUCGUCGCACGCCUACGACGCUCCUGCACCACCGGCCGACGACGCCGACCCUUCUGCCGACACCGCCGCCGCCGCCCGCAAGCCCAAGCCGCCGCGGCGCAAGCGCGAGGCCCUCAUCCCCGUCGUGUCGCGCCUGCGCGCCCAGUACCCCAAGGACAAGAUGGACGAGAUCUCGACGUCGUACAUGUUCAUCUGCCUGCUCCACCUCGCCAACGAGAAGGGCCUGCGCAUCCAGGUGCCCAAGGGCGACGACGACGACGAGCUGCGCAAGGUCGUCGGCGGGCUCGAGGGCCUCAGGGUGCUCAAGGAGGUGGCGUGAGCGGGUUCGCGGUUCCUCUCUCUCUUCCUCUCUCAUGUCCCUCUUUCGUCUUUCUCUCGUCGCGUCGUCUGUAGUUCUCCACUUGUCGAGCCCUCUCUCUUGCGCGCUCCCGACCUGCCAAGUCAGCCUCUUUGCACUUU
Molecule: messenger RNA, 2579 nt
Organism: Rhodotorula graminis WP1
Lineage: Eukaryota; Fungi; Basidiomycota; Microbotryomycetes; Sporidiobolales; Sporidiobolaceae
Exons: 9
Coding region: 1-2439 (812 amino acids)
Biological process (GO): mitotic chromosome condensation
Cellular component (GO): condensin complex
Molecular function (GO): chromatin binding
Source: RefSeq, a predicted model, not a curated record